Labrus bergylta (ballan wrasse) is the source of this 1954-nucleotide messenger RNA. RefSeq names its product sperm-associated antigen 16 protein. Gene Ontology annotation, cellular component: axonemal central apparatus. Gene Ontology annotation, molecular function: protein binding. The record is from RefSeq and is a predicted model, not a curated record. Gene Ontology annotation, biological process: axoneme assembly. NCBI's taxonomy places the organism in Eukaryota, Metazoa, Chordata, Actinopteri, Labriformes, Labridae.
AUGUCAGCGCAGAGAAAAGAGAGAGCAGAGGAGGAGAACAGAGAGGAGGAGAACAAGGUGGAGGAGGAGAGGAGGGACGAUGAGGAGGACUUUGAGGAGGCGAUGAGAGAGUUCGCCUCCUCCACUGCUUCCAGAAGAAAAUGCGAACCUCCCAAACUUCAAAUGAUUCCAAAAAUCCCAGAGGCGGUGGACGACUUCCUGAGGAACUUUCUCCGGAAAUUAGGGAUGAGCCGGACUCUGAGGAGCUUUGAGGCCGAGUGGUACGGCUCGGCUCAGAAACUCCAGACUGAAUCUCUGAGGAUGACUUGUGCAGGAGUGUCCUUCAUCCCUGACGCGCUCACACACAGGCAGCUCCUCCACAGCGAGCUGCAGGAGGUCCACAGAGAGACCGACCUGCUCAGAGAGGAGGUGCUGGCUGCAGGGGAGAGACUGGGGAGGAUGCAGAGGGAGGCGGAUUUCCACAGGCUGCAGUACAGACGAGUCCAGGAGGAGAAAAACAGGCUGAUAAACGACUUCAAAAAGCUGAAAAAACACCUGGAGUCAUACGAGCCGGCGCUGAAACAGCUGGACGAGAAAUACCAAACAGCUCUGAGUCAGAAAAUGCUAAUCAGUAUAGAAAAGGAGCGAGUUAAAAGCAGCAUAAAUGCACAACCGAACCAGGAAAAACCCCAAAUGAAGAAAGAAAGAAGCAUCAAAAGCGGAGACAGGCCUGAUAAAUCUCCAGAGAAAAGCAACAACAUGAGAUAUCCAAAGUUUCCUGACCCACACCUGGCUCAGGUGAGUUUUGAAACGUGUAAAAGUUCCUUCAGUCUGUCCUGCUCCGUGAGGGCUCACCAGCUCCCCAUCAGCUGCAUCGACCUGCAUCCACGAAAGAUGGUCCUCUCCUCCGCCAGUGACGACCACAGCUGGAGACUGUGGGCGCUGCCAGCCGACGGAGAGAAGGUUGGUCAGAUGGUGAUGACAGGUGAGGGUCAUUCUGAUUGGCUGUCCGGGUGCAGUUUUCACCCAGAAGGAGCAAAACUGGCGACCACAAGUGGAGACAGCACGGUGCGUCUCUGGGACUUCUCUCGUGGCUGCUGCGUGCUGAUGCUCGCCGGUCACACUCAGCCGACCUGGGGCUGCUCCUUCCACUCGUGCGGUCACCUCCUGGCGUCUUGCUCUGCCGACAGAACCAUCAAGCUGUGGGACCUGAACAGAGCGAGCUGUCACCUUACACUGCGCCGCCACACCGCCUCCGUCAACAGCGUCCGCUUCCUGCCCUUCUCUGACCUCCUCCUCGCCUGCUCCGCUGAUAAAACCCUCGCCUUGUGGGACGCCAAAGUGGGUCUCUGUGUUGCUACCUUCCAGGGUCACCAGCACCCCUGCAAUCACGCCGCUUUCAGCCUGGCAGGAGGCAUCGCCGCCUCCUGUGACACCUGCGGCGUCGUCAAGCUGUGGGACAUCAGGAAACCGUCAUCAGCAACCGCAACUGUAGAAGCUGGACAACAGGCCGCCAAUCAGGUGGCGUUCAGCCCAUCAGGGAAGACUUUAGCUGUUGCCUGCAGUGACGGUCUGGUCAGGAUGGUGGAUGUGGCUUCUCUCGUUGUGAGCAGCCUGUCGGGACACAGCGAUGGCGUGCAGAGUGUGACUUUUGACCACAAGGGGGAGACUGUGAUAUCAGCGGGGAGUGAUGGGUCGAUUAAUGUCUGGUCGUGAGGUCAUGACCAACAGGAAACCUUGACGUUAUAGAUACAACAGAAGAACUACCAAAGACUGCAGUUCCUCAAAUGGCCACUUGGGGAUGGCUCGAUGAGCGAGUCACUGCCCAUAGAGCCACAUGUUUCAUAACUCUACUGCAGGAAUAAACACAUUACUGUGGGCACAAAAAGCAGAUUUCCUGAUUUGUUACACCAUCUCUAUAUAACUCCAGUUUAAAGGAUUAACCUCAUUAAUAAUAAAUAAAUGAUCAGACAGC